Aspergillus pseudotamarii is the source of this 353-nucleotide messenger RNA. RefSeq lists its product as uncharacterized. The coding region runs from base 89 to 310 and encodes 73 amino acids. Lineage: Eukaryota; Fungi; Ascomycota; Eurotiomycetes; Eurotiales; Aspergillaceae. The transcript has a single exon. The record is from RefSeq and is a predicted model, not a curated record.
AAAAAGAAGGGAAAAACAAAAAAAAAAAAAAAAGGAAUCGUUCUUUGAAAAGUAACUAUCAGCGCGGGCAUUGGGUCUCUUUUUGAGCAUGCGCGUUUCGGUGUUUCUAUUGCGUGAGGACAGGGAGUACUCCACUUGUUACUGCUAUAUUACGUUCAUGUUAUUGGUUGUGAAUAUGUUGGUUUGGGAUAAUUGCUACUUGCUGCGCAGAUGUACAUGGAUGGAUUUAUACAUUAGACUGUUCAUAUUGAAACGACUAGAUUGUCUUGGUUCGAGCGAAAAGUUCCCUUUCUUGCAGUGCGUCCCAUAGGUCUUCCUACAAGAGCUAUUGUAAGAGUGCACCCGAAAUCACG